AGGCUGGAUUCUGUUUUGUUUUUGUUUUGGUUGUUUUUCUUUGUUUUGGGGAAGUUUUGCCGCUUCCUCAAUUCYCCACCAGAUGCCACCGGUGAGCAGAGCCCCUGGAGCAGACUGGAGACACACCUGCGGUGCAUUAGCARACUGAUUCUGUGGCUACUUAACAGCGGCGAGCUGACACUUCGGCGCCUGAGUGUUUGUGUUACAUGGUUUGUGUCCCGAGGUUUUCCAGCGUUUCCCUGUGUGGAGUUAAAGCGAACGCCUGCAAGUUUUCCGCGGACAUCUCCACGACGCCCUUGGAAUUACUAAGUGGAGCCAGCCCCCGAACACUCCCCUCCUGGUCCUUCGUCCUCCUUAGAUUCCCCGGUGUCGCACGGCUCACGCCGGAUGAAGCUGUGACUCCACGGAGCGCUCACCACUGGGCUAUUGUCGACCGUCAGCUCGCCUUCCACACAGCCACCUACCUGGCCGUCCUCCCGCGGACCCCAGGAUCUCCCGUCCGCUUCCAGAUCGCGGUCUGCUCCUACGAGUCAUUCCCUCUGCUCAAAUGGCUGAUCUGGUGGUUCCCUUCCCGAGUCCUGUCCCACAUUCACUCCAUUUCCCNCCCAGGAUCUCCCGUCCGCUUCCAGAUCGCGGUCUGCUCCUACGAGUCAUUCCCUCUGCUCAAACCGGGCUCUCAGGUUCUGACCGAUGACACGUUCAGGUUCAGUCUGUGGCCAAACAGAGACGACCCGGAGGAAACCUGGACCCGGAUGAACAGAGAGGAGUUAACGCUGCGGGUGAUGCAUGACUGGAGAGCAGCAGGAAAAAGAAGCGGAGAGGAGAGAGAGAAAACGUCUGUUCCUGACAACUACAGAGAGAAUUCAGAUUCAGAUAAUCUGAACAAAUAUGACUUUGAGUUUGAUCAGCUUUAA
Molecule: messenger RNA, 914 nt
Organism: Poecilia reticulata (guppy)
Lineage: Eukaryota; Metazoa; Chordata; Actinopteri; Cyprinodontiformes; Poeciliidae
Source: RefSeq, a predicted model, not a curated record